AUGCCGAGUACUACUUCGGAGUGCACUAUUGAUGUACUCAGACGCGUAUUUUCGAGAUACGGAUUACCGCAAAUCAUGGUAACUGAUAACGGAAGUCAGUUCACCUCAUCGGAAUUCAAAGAGUUUGUAGACAAGAAUGGUAUUGUACACAAGCGAAGUGCACCAUAUCAUCCUAGCACGAAUGGUCAAGCAGAGCGCUUCGUACAGACAUUGAAACAAGCACUACGCGCUGCAAGAUCCGAUGGAGGAUCACCACAAGCCCAACUUGACAGAUUUUUGCUGGCUUAUCGGAAUGCUAGACAUGCAGUCACAGGUGAAGCACCGGCUGUUCUCUUUAUGAAGAGAUAA
Lytechinus pictus (painted urchin) is the source of this 348-nucleotide messenger RNA. RefSeq lists its product as uncharacterized. Bases 1 to 348 code for a protein of 115 amino acids. Gene Ontology annotation, biological process: DNA integration. Gene Ontology annotation, molecular function: nucleic acid binding. Lineage: Eukaryota; Metazoa; Echinodermata; Echinoidea; Temnopleuroida; Toxopneustidae. The record is from RefSeq and is a predicted model, not a curated record. The transcript has a single exon.